CUGCGCGCCCCCGAUGCCUUUCCUGGCUUCACGCAGACGGGAGCGCGCAGUGGGGUUUGACACUCUCAUGAAAGGGAGAGAAAUCACCGACGGACCGCGAACUGCUCACCGGGACAAACAAACACAAAAAUGUCGCCUUUUAGGAGUUAAAAGUCACGUGAAUUGUAAAACCACCUUUUUUGUGGCACUUUUGAAGCUUUUUGUGGGGAAAGUGGACUGAAUUGAUUGAAGACAGACCACAUUGGAUUGGACAGAAAAUGGCGUCCAAGCUUGUGGGUGUCCUGGCUUUGUGUACAUCGCUGCUGGCGAGCGUUCGAUGCUGUCCGGAGCUUUGCACCUGCCAAGACAAAUUUGCCCAUCAAUUCGCCGACUGCGCCUACAAAGACCUCCUGGCGGUGCCUUCGGGUCUGCCCUCCAACGUAACCACCGUCAGCCUCUCGGCCAACAAGCUCACUUUCCUGCCGAGCAAAGUCUUCGCCAACAUCACCCAGGUCACCUCUCUCUGGUUGGCCCAUAACGAGAUCGUCUCCGUAGAGAUGGACACUUUAGCCCCUCUGGUGCAGCUCCGAAACCUGGAUGUCAGCUAUAAUAAAAUAGUCAAGUUCCCCUGGGAAGACCUUCGCAACCUGACCGCCUUGCAGCUGCUGAAAAUGAACAAUAACGAAAUGGUUGACCUUCCCGGGGACGCCUUCGCCACGCUGAAAGACCUGCGCUCGCUGCGUAUCAACCACAACAAGUUCACCACCAUCGUCCAGGGCACCUUCAGCGCUCUGUCCUCCAUGUCUCACCUGCAGAUCUACAACAACCCCUUCUCGUGCUCCUGCAGCUUGGAAUGGCUGAAGGACUGGAUGGCAACGACCAAGAUCUCCGUCCCCGAGCCGAAUUCUAUUGUGUGCAACUCGCCCGAGCUCCACAGAGGUGUGAUGGUCUCCAAAAUCCCCAAAUUGGACUGUAAGGCGCCUCUUGUCACCAUAACCUACCAACCGGACAUUGAUAAGACGGAGCUCCUUGAGGGCUCCACGGUGGUCUUGAAUUGUGAAACACAAGGAAGCCCCAAACCGCAGGUCAGCUGGGAGGUGAUUGCGGGUAACCAGAAUUUCCUCUUCCCUUUGCCGUUCGGCGGCGAGACCAACAACCUGCCGGUCAAUGACAAAGCCACUAACAGUCGGUUCCUUGUUUUUCAAAAUGGCACCCUAGUGGUCCCCCAUCUGACUAAAAAGGAAGACGGGAAUUACAGCUGCCUUGCAGUGAACGAUCUGGGUAAGUCCCAAAGUUCUGUUAAAUUGACCUCGAGGGUAAGCAAAAAACACGCCGCGUCGUCGGACGACACGGUUGACAGGAUCCGAGCGUCUCCCAACAAGCCUUCUCAACCCAAGACCUCCAAAAACAACAUCAUCAAAAGCGACGACAGGACCAAGAUCAAACCGCAAGGGUGGCCGGGCAAACAAGACGGCGGCCAGGUGGUUCCUAAAGACCCCGUCUUUAGCAGCAAGUGCGGCGUGAGGGACGGCAGCGAGUACGUCUCCAACCAUGCCUUCAACAUGAGCCUGGACGACCUGAAGCAGUACACCUUCGACUUCGGCAUCAUCGCCCUAGAAGUGUCCGAGACGGACGCCAAGGUCAAACUCAACCCUCUGCAGCUUUCUCGCAGCAAAUCCAACCUUCACAUGAGUCAGGGGGAGAAGGAGGACGUGUUGGUGCAGGAGCCCGCCGGUCUGUACCAGGCGUCCUCGGGGAACCACAUCCCGGACAUGCUCUACAUCUGCGUGGACACCGGGUACGGACACUCCCUCAUCAAGUGGUCCAACAUCGAAGACGGGGUCAACUCCUAUUUGUUCACCGGAUUACAGCCUGGCACCAACUACACGCUUUGUCUCACUUACGGAGGACAGGACUGCCAGGUGCAGGUGGUCUUCACCACCAGGAAGAAGAUCCCGUCCCUGCUCAUCAUCGUGGUAGUCAGCAUCUUCCUCCUGGGCCUGGCCACCGUCCCCCUGUUGGGGGCCACCUGCUGCCACCUCCUCUACAAAUACCAAGGGAAGACCUACAAGCUCGUCAUGAAGACGCAGAAUCCAGACCAGCUGGAGAAGCAACCCGACUUCCACCGCCGGGCGUCUUUGGUGGAGUCGGAGAAGACCUUCGACCCCAGCGAGGCGGGCGACGGGGAGGGGGAGAGAGACAGUCCCAUGCAGGGAGACGGCGGGACGGAGGUGACAGAGUCCAUCCCGGGGUCCUCGUCAAAGACCAACCAGGACGACUUCGAGGCGGGGUCCGAGUACAGUGACAGGUUGCCGCUAGGUGCCGAGGCGGUCAACAUCUCGGAGGAGAUCAACGGAAACUACAAGCAGUCGAGCCGCUGACUGCCCGCCAGGUGUACACUUUUUGUAAGAUAUCGCCCUUUUUCUUACCUGGAAAAAAAUCACCGCUGAGAUUGUAUUUGACGUCAUUUUAAACAUUAGAGGCAUGUUGUACCAGCCAAAUUUAAAGCACACAAUAUUGGCCUUUUAAUUAUUAUUAUUAUUAAUUACUGCACAGCACAACAACGAGCAAAAAACAAAAAAAAAACGGCAUGAAUUUAAAUAGGACGUUUUUUUUUGUAACUAAAAUGGUCAAUCUGGUUUACUAAAAGCCUCUCGGGAAUUGUUUUAAGCCAAAUCUGCCGGUGCUUUUUAAAUAUAAAAAUCCAAGUAUGCAUCAGCAUUGAUCGUGUGAUGGGAAUAUGUUUACAUAUAUCGUUAAAUCUCAUCUGCUAUUAAGAAUGAAUUAUGUGCCACGGUGUAUUGACGUUGUCCGUGGCAUGACGUCACUGGUGUUUUAUUACUCUUUGUGUCGUAGAUUACUCUUAUUUUACUAUUUUAUAUAUGCUGUCAAUUUGUGCCGUGAAGUAAGUUAUCAUCUGAGUAUUUUUUAAUUUUUUAAAACAAGUUUCUAUAAGCCGCCAAAAAAAAAAAAAAGACGAGCGAGACGCGUCGUGCAGCUUGUUUUUUCUGUGAAAUUUGAUGUUAAACAAAAAUAAAAAUAAAUACCACAUCUGUGUGCGCUCAAUAUUUUUGCUCUAUCAUUUUUUGUAAAUGGGAUUAAUAAAUAAUUAAAACUUG
Nerophis ophidion (straightnose pipefish) is the source of this 3098-nucleotide messenger RNA. RefSeq names its product immunoglobulin superfamily containing leucine-rich repeat 2 (gene islr2). The record is from RefSeq and is a predicted model, not a curated record. NCBI's taxonomy places the organism in Eukaryota, Metazoa, Chordata, Actinopteri, Syngnathiformes, Syngnathidae. The transcript is spliced from 2 exons. The coding region runs from base 258 to 2360 and encodes 700 amino acids. Gene Ontology annotation, molecular function: protein binding.